AUGGUUCCACCAACAUCUCGUUCUGGAGCUGUGUUCCCGGUGCCAACACCAUCAGGCGAACGUAUCUGUAUGGUUAGCGUUGCCAUUGGACCUGGUCUUAUGUUCACCGGUAUUGGGAACACGUUUGCGUUAGCUAAGGCGAAUGCGGCUGCUCAGUGCUUGGGUUUCCUUGGUCCUCACAUACAAGCUCUCGACGCGAAAUUGAAGAUGGACGAACAGAAACGAAAGAACGCUCAGCAAAAGUCGACAUCACAACAGGCCGACUCGGCUCAGACGAAUGGAGCUGGUACUGAGGAAAUUUCGGAGCAGGUGGAAGCAAAUGGUGAAGGUGAUGCACUCCCAAAACACAAGCAGAAGUCGGUGAUCAGUCAAGUCCAUGAAUGCGCUCUUCAGAUGAAACUCAACGUAGAGUUCGAGGUAGUUAAGGAGGUCGGCCCACCACAUGAUCGCUCGUACGUAGUUCGAUGUUCUCUGAAGAAUCCCAAAAACGAGGUUGUUGUCGAGACUGUAGGCGAAGGUCGUAAGAAGAAAGAGGCUACUCAAAGUGCAUGUGCAAAUGUUCUUUCCCGUCUGCGAGGCAUUGGUAAGUUAUAUAUGACCCCAGCUGACAAUAUUUCUGAAGUUCGUAGGAAUGUCAUUCUUGCUAUUCCAGAGAACUCACCACUUUUCAUUGCGUCAUCGCUCUAUAAGUUGCAGAAGCGUGUUCUGAAUCCGUCCAGAGAACCAAAGAGGAAGACUAUAAUAAAGGACAUGAAAAUGGAUCCAACUUACGGUCAUCAGAUCAACCCAGUUUCGCGCCUUAUUCAAGUGCUUCAAGCUCGUUGUGAGGAUGAGCCUCAGUUUGAGCUGAUCUCAGAGCAGGGUCAGAGUCGCUACAAGGAAUUCACGGUGCAGGUGAGCUGUGGUUCACGUAUUUGUUCUGGAAGCGGGCCAAAUAAACGGCUCGCGAAACGCGCCGCUGCCGAAGCGAUGCUGGCUGAGAUAGGUUAUGUUAAACCGUUACCUCCACCGGGAAAGAGUUUGCUCAAGAAGAAAAUCGAUUCUCAGCUUAAUAUAGGUGUUUUUGAUCCCAACGAUCUGAUUACUCCUCCAGCGCAGAAUGCUACAGGCUGUACCACGUCAGCAACGUCAGAUCAGCAAGAUUCUCAAACUUCCGAGGAGCAAUCUCUUCAGGAAGGACUACUAGCGCUUUGUGUUGAUGAUCAGAACGGUCAGCAAGCAGCUCGUGUUGAUAUGACGUGGUCUUCAUCAAAUGAUGGUGAAUGUGGUGAAGGGUCGAACAACGUGCCACCAUCUCCUGGACGUCGCCGUGUUACAUUCAGUAAUCAAGUCAAAGCUUGUCCUCCACCAGAUGAUAGCAAAUAUCCUGAGCCAGAACUGGCGCCGCUCAAAGCAGAUGUUUUGGUAGAGGGCCGUGUUAAGCGCAUCAGAAGAACAAAAGAAGCGAAACGGGCUUUGUCGGACGAUCAAAAGUGUGAGAUCCGUGAAAUAGCAAGAGUAUCGAUACAAGCGUUGCAAAGUCCCACCAUCAUUCCUUGUGGAGAAGGCUCUCCAGAUCCGGAAGCCUGUCAAUUGCUCAGUGCUAGACGUCGUCUUGAUAGCAUGUCGGAAACGUUCAAGUUCAGCGUGCAGUACACAAACUUUCCCAAGUCACCCGAUGAAAGUGAUCCGUUGUAUUUCGCGCUUGUAUCACUUGGUUUGGAGAGACCAAUCGUUUGUCAUGGGCGCGGUUCAACGAUGGAAGCGGCUGCCGAGAAUGCUGCAUACAAUGCAAUUUCAAAUCUUUGCACAUAUGACCAGCCAGUAUCACCACAAGAACAGCAGCUGAGCGCUCUAUCGCCAUGCAACUAA
Messenger RNA from Cooperia oncophora, 1851 nucleotides. The record is from the annotation of a GenBank genome assembly. NCBI's taxonomy places the organism in Eukaryota, Metazoa, Nematoda, Chromadorea, Rhabditida, Trichostrongylidae.